This is a messenger RNA of Cyprinodon tularosa, 1400 nucleotides long. It is a transcript of the gene vsx1, whose product is annotated as visual system homeobox 1 homolog, chx10-like. The transcript is spliced from 5 exons. The record is from RefSeq and is a predicted model, not a curated record. Gene Ontology annotation, cellular component: nucleus. Gene Ontology annotation, biological process: regulation of DNA-templated transcription. Gene Ontology annotation, molecular function: transcription cis-regulatory region binding; DNA-binding transcription factor activity, RNA polymerase II-specific. The coding region runs from base 49 to 1143 and encodes 364 amino acids. NCBI's taxonomy places the organism in Eukaryota, Metazoa, Chordata, Actinopteri, Cyprinodontiformes, Cyprinodontidae.
CGGGUCCCGCUCCCGCUUUCAGACCUUCAUCAGCUCCUCUUCCUCAGGAUGACGGGCCGGGAGGAGCUCAGUGAGGACAAGCCCAGGCUCCGGAUGCUCUCUCCGGGGAUCGGGAUCGAUAAGGCCCGGCUGCAUGGCUCCGGGUUCCGCUCCAAAGGCUUCGCCAUCACCGACCUGCUGGGCCUGGAGUCGGACCUUCAGGCCCGGCAGCAGCCCGCCGGGCCCCCGGGGGCCACCCUGACCGCUGCGGGUCCCGGAGCAGAGCCUCUGGGUCCGGGCGGCGGCCUCGGGGGUUUCUCCUUCCCGGGCGGUUCCCUGCCGCUGGGUCUGGGCUUCCUGUGCAGCCUGGCGGCCCAGCAGCCCGCCGGCGGCCCCUGCUUCCUACCGGGUCACCUGCCGCUGCUGCAGGGCCGCUCCGAGAGCCACUACCUGCAGCAUCUGGAGGCCCAGAGGGAACAGCUCUCCGAUGAUGAAGUUCUCUCUGACAGAAACGAUUCGAAAAGUUCCGGAAACUCACAGAAGAGGAAGAAGAGGAGACACAGGACGGUGUUCACCUCCCACCAGCUGGAGGAGCUGGAGAAGGCCUUCCAUGAGGCCCACUAUCCGGACGUCUACGCCCGGGAGAUGCUGGCCAUGAAGACGGAGCUGCCGGAGGACCGGAUCCAGGUGUGGUUCCAGAACCGGCGGGCGAAGUGGCGAAAGCGUGAGAAGUGCUGGGGUCGCAGUAGCGUCAUGGCGGAGUACGGGCUGUACGGCGCCAUGGUCCGACACUCCAUCCCGCUGCCAGAGUCCAUCCUGAACUCGGCCAAGAACGGCAUGAUGGGAUCCUGCGCCCCCUGGCUGCUCGGUGAGCCGCAUGCACGUAUGCACAAGAAGUCCCUGGAAAUGUCCAAGAAGUGUUCCAGUCCUCUGGAGUCGGACUCGGCCCGCUCCGACUCCUUCUGCAGCGCCUCCGAACAGCAGGCUGGGGCGACACGGGAGGAGGAGGAGGAGCUUCUGGGGGGCGAGGAGACAGAGGAGGAGGAGGCGAUGGACCUGUCCAGCUCCUCCAAACAGCAGCAAUCAGAAGAGGGCGGGGCUUCCAGCAGGACCGCCCCCUCACCACAGCCGCAGAGCGGCAGCGAAUCAGAGGAGCGCAGCUGAAGGCGGGAGGAUCCGGCUGUGGACGGACUGACGAGAACUGCUCUGUGAUUGGCUCCUACCUCAGGGAGCUGAGCCAAUAAACAGCAGAGACAUCAACUGUUGCUAUGCAAAGUAGCUUAACUCAAAUGUAUAAAACUGUCUAAAAUAUUUAUUCUGUGAUCUUAGUCCAGUCCCGCCCCCCUACCUCACACCAAAGGCUUCUGGGAGCUAACCAAUCAAAGAGGAGUGGGCGGGGCUAAUAGCAGCACUGGUAUAAC